AUGCGUGUGCGGCCCGAGCUGGCAUUGCCCGCUGACUCCCAGGCCCUCAAGAAGAUCAUCAACUCGCUCGCCGCGGGUCGACCAGCAUCCGAAGCCGCUCUGCUCGCAUCCGGCGGACGUCCGAAACGCUCCGACUCGAAGGACUCUGGCGCCGGGACACCAGCCUUCGGUGCGCAGUCGGUACCCGAAAGCAAUGGGACCGACCUCGAGCCGCUGCCCGCCGAGGCUGCGCCGCCAACAGGCGGUCAGAUGCUGUACGCGGGCUCUGUCGACCGUACGGCGAGCUUCAAGGCGCACCGUGACGCCUUCUUCUUCCUGCUGCAGCGUGAACUUGAGAAGGUGUGA
Molecule: messenger RNA, 345 nt
Organism: Trichosporon asahii var. asahii CBS 2479
Lineage: Eukaryota; Fungi; Basidiomycota; Tremellomycetes; Trichosporonales; Trichosporonaceae
Product: cyclin-dependent protein kinase inhibitor
Exons: 1
Coding region: 1-345 (114 amino acids)
Source: RefSeq, a predicted model, not a curated record